Amoebophrya sp. A25 is the source of this 2219-nucleotide messenger RNA. The record is from the annotation of a GenBank genome assembly. Lineage: Eukaryota; Dinophyceae; Syndiniales; Amoebophryaceae.
AUGAAUACCGAAUUGGUCGGGUUAUUUUUAUGGCAUUGGAGUAGUAGCUAAUUAUCUUGCUAGACAGCAUGCACAUCUAUGCACAAGAAGGCACGGCUAGAAAAUGCACGACGAAGCAACUUUCCUGACUCUAAUAUCCAAACUGAAGGACAGCAAGAAAAUGCACGACGAAGCCAUGGAGUGGAUUUAUGACGCGUACCUACCUAGAGUGCUGACUUCCUUACCUUCUCUUCCCCUUCUUGUUUGCAAUCCAUGGUUGGUAGCUAGAGGCUGUCAGUCUUAGUCAUUACGAUACUAUACACACUCAUCUAUCAUGACUUUCAUCAGCGUGGUAAUGUGACUCUAGGUCUCUGUCUCCCUCCUUACAGGUCGUGGCGAGAUUGACUUGUGUUGUUGCCCUAGGUCUUACUGUCUUCUUUUACAAAAAAAUACAGGUGGGACGGAGACCCUUCCUUCAUGCCUGACGACCUCAUGCCAAAAGCCAACCUGUUGAAGUACUAUUUCGCGACGCGCCAGCUGGAAGAGAGAAGCACUUUUGGUUAAGAAGUUUUGUAAUACAUAGUAGUCAGCAUCUGACAAAAACAAAAUCUCACAGACAAGAAUAUCCAACAUCAUGACAGGAUGACUCCGUUGGUGAUCAUCCCAUUUUUGAUCAUCUCAUCAACGUGACACAAAACUACUGGCUAACGCUGAGUCUACCUGUCAUUCUAUACAUAGCUGAGCAUAGACCCUCCAUAGUCCAACGUCCUUCCACUUCUUCGCUUUUAGUCAGUCUUUCUAAUUUUCCCGAGUGAAGUGGCUGUCUGAAAAAGAAGGAAGGAAGGAUCUUCUGAUGACUUGCUUGCCGAUUCGUGGCAAGAAAUUGAUCAAAUAAGGCAGCUAGUAGCUAGUUCAUCUCCAUCCUACGCAGCAUCAUAAGAAAAGCUAAUGGCGUUUGUGUAUGAGCAAACGAAUCACAGAGAGGACGAGACGCUUUUCUUUGAGUAUAGAGAUGAACUCGUGUAGACGCAAAGACCAGGAGAUUACUGACGGGGCCCACUUACGGCUGAGUAAUAUAAUUCAUGCUUCCAAAGUAAUCAUGCUUCCACAGUCUGGCUUCCUCUGUCAUGGGCUUCAAGUCAGAAAGCAUGCCAACUCGGGUGUCGCGUGAGUUAUCAGCUUUCCCUGCUAAUAAUACGAUGGGAAGAAGAGCUUUUGGACUGGAUGCAAGAUUAAGGCUCGAGCAAUCUUUUUGGAUACUACAGCAAUGCAAGUUGUAGCUUUCUUCGUGAGUUUUCUCCUCCCCAUCAAUAAUUAAAUUUGUCCAGAAAUCCUCCUGCUUCCUGAACAUGAGGUGGGAAAAGCAGCAGCUCUGUCAUCGCUCCAUCUAAAACGCAUUUGACCAACCGUGGACUCCCGAAAUUGUGGACUACUUCACUUAUGCAUGGUUCGUCGAUUGUAGAUAAGCCGAAGCUAUCCCUCCGCAGGAGCAUCAAGUGGGCACACAAGAGCGACGCGCCUGCCUGUUCUCUCAACAAUUAUUUAAUAUCCAAAGCUUCGAGCUACAGAGAUACAGGGGAUAGCUUCUAUUUCCCAUCCGCACCUAGGUAGCAAGUUCUUAGUCUAAUACAGUGACGAGCUGACGAAUGACUGGGACAUUACGAACUUCACCCCCAACAAAUUGGAAAAAAGGAUGGUGGCGGUACUAACUAUAUAGCAGUGCUUUUUUGCACUCUCUUUCUGUCUUUAAAUUUCACUUUCGACUGAAUGGGAAAAGUGCUGUUCUCUCCUGUGCAGUUUGCCGGUGGCCUCUACUAUCUUCUUCGUCAGCAUCUUCCUACCGAAUUACAAGCUUCAUUCGCUGCAUCUUGUCUCUUAAUAUCUUCCAACCAGAUACAAAACUUCUUGCACAAAGAGCACUGCGAGAAUAACUAUCAUUCGGCGACAGGGAUUCGCUGCCUCCAGUAUUUCAAUUAUGGCUGGCGAUUUCUAUGUAUCCAGAAUUUCUUGCUAGUAGUAGAGCUGAAGGUGGUACUUCAGUGCUCGAGUCUGGCGAGGUGAUAACUCGAUUAGACUCUUUAGUAACUUGUGCACUUUUUUCGUAUGUUUCCCGGCAGGCACUAUCUAUCAGUAACUAGUCACUGAAUAAAACCUCAAGACCAUGCAAAAAGCCCGAGACUGACAAGUCUCGGCCCUGCUCGCACGAGCAUUCUCUAAUGUUGCAAAAACAAUUGGUCCGC